AUCACAUGACGGAAGCAGGUCACAUGAUGCUGGUCAGCUGAGUUGCACCAACAUGGUAGCUGUGUGAGAGUGUUGUGUAAUGCGAGGCUGAUCUGCUCCCUCGGAGCUGUCAUUGUCGGUGACCGGGAUGAACGGGCCUGUGAGCUGCACCGGGGAGGAGGCGGUGUGGGAGAGACCAUGGAGCCUGGAGGAGAUCAGGAGGAGCAGUCACAGCUGGUCACUGGGGGCCGAUGCUGGGCUCUUGAAUUUUCUCAAGGAAUUCUCCCAGCAAACUAUAUCAAGGACACAUGAGAUUGAGAAACAACUGGAUGGUCUUGUCCGGGAAGUAAAAGCUACUGACUGCAGAUUGCACAAUGUCUUUAAUGAUUUCCUUAUGCUGUCAAACACGCAGUUCAUUGAAAAUCGAGUGUAUGAUGAAGAGGUUGAAGAACAUAUCGUGAAGCCUGAGCAAGGAGAGAAACAUGAGCAAGAGAGGACCAGAGAACAAAAGGAGGCAGAAUUGAUUCCGAAAAUUCAGGAAGCUGUGAAUUAUGGAUUACAAGUACUGGAAACUGCAUUUGAACAGCUAGAUAUCAAAGCAGGAAAUUCUGAUUCUGAGGAUGAAGAAGUAAAUGAAAGGGUUGACCUUAUUCUAGAGCCAAAGGAUCUCUACAUAGAUCGGCCACUACCUUAUUUAAUUGGAUCACAAUCGUUCAUGCAGCAAGAGGACGUUGGGCUUGGAGAUCUUUCAAGUGAAGAAGGCUCUGUGGAUAUUGACAGAGGAAGCGUUCUUGACAGUGAAGAGGAGGAGGAGGAGGAAGAAGAAGAAGAAAAAGAUAACGAGGAGGAGUCCGAUGAGGAUUUUGGCAACAACUCUGAAGAGGAGAAGAAAUUGCGUACAGCCCUCAGUGAUGAGGAUGAAGAUAAUGGCUCAGAUCUGUUUGGAGAAUCCGACAAAGAGGAUGAGGAAGAGCAUGAUAAAUCUGCAAAGACUAGAACGAAAUCUUUUGCUGAUGAACUGGCUGCCCGGAUACAAGCGGAGAUUCCAAAAAGACUGGAGGCAGAUGAGUCAUCUAUAUCGUCGUCAGAAGUCAAAACCAAGAAAGAAAAAGAGAAAAAAGAAGUUAGAAAUCUUCCUUCUGAUGAUGAAGAUGACUACAUGUUCAAACCACCCAAACUUACUGAUGAAGACUUCUUUGGCAAUAAAGGAGGGCUCUUUAGUGGAGGAAAAGGGCUUUUUGAUGAUGAUGAAGAGGGCGAUCUUUUCUCUGAUCUCCAGACUAAAGAAAGCAAGCCAACAGAGCCAGCACCUGUUGCCAAACCUGAAACCUUGCCAUCUGACGUGAAAAAGAAGCCACCAUAUGGAGGAGUUUCCCUUUUUCCAGGGGGAGAGAAUGUGAUAAACCCCUCCAUCUUGGUAGACAAAGAUAAAAGAAAGGCUGCUACUCCUACAGAGGUUGCUCCAAAGCCUGUGACAACAAACACAAGUCUGUUUGAUGAUGAUGUAAUGUUUGGAUCAGCUCCAGCCCAACCUACAGCUAAAGCCAAACCAGCGGCUGAUUUAUUUGCAGAGGAUGAUGACUUAUUUAAUGACCGCCCUUCUAUGCCUCCUGGAACAGUUGCCAAAAAUAAAGUUGCUGCAGACCUGGACAAAAAGAAUAUACAGAUGCCUGCAGAAAAACCUCAACCACCUGAACCUAUAAACAAAAGGCUGGCCAAGGGUCUGUUCUCUGAUGAGGAUGAUUCAGAGUCGGACUUAUUUUCACCAAGUCAAACUGGCAGCAAGCCUAAAGCAGCAACAUCAGCAGCACCUGCAAGCAAGACCAGUAAAGCCUUGUCUCUCUUUGAUGAUGAAGAUGAAGAUUUGUUUGGUGCUGCACCAGAAAGUAAGCCAAUGCCAGCCACUACUAAACCAACUCAGCAGCCUGUAUUACCCACAGCCUCAAAAACCCAGAAGUCCACUUUGUUCACCAGUGUUGAAGAGGAGCCAAUAAAAGUCCCUAAUGACACUAAACCCGUUGAGAAGAACAAAACGGACUUAUCGGUUCCACCAAAGCCAAAAAAGGAGGAAAAAACAUCCAGCUUGUUUGAGAAAGACGAUCUAUUUGGUAUUACAAAAGACAGCCAGAAGAAGCAUCAGCGGGUUUCUCUGUUGUUUGAGGAAGACGAAAACAGUGAAGAGCCUUUAUUUUCAUCAGCAGGGAGCUCUACAAAAUCCACAGGCCAGACUUUGGAACAAUCAAAGACUACUGUGAAAGUAGAUGCAGAGAAGGUAUCCUUGUUUGAUGACGUACAUAAAAACCCAGACUCUAAGGCUCCCGUUCCAGCUUUUGAGGAUACAGUGCCACCUGCAGCGCAAAAGAAUAAUGCGGUAAAAUCUGUUUCUGUGAAAGAGUCAGAUGAUUUGUUUGCAGAUACACCACCAACUCAGCCAAAGCCUAAGAGCACUAAUGUUCUAAGUCUCUUUGGAGAAGAGGACGAAGAGUAUGAUGAGGAUAUGGAAGAUCAGCUGUCAACCAGUGCCUCUUCGAAGGAUUCUGAAAGGGCCUCCACUGAGAAAAGCACACAGGCAAAGAGUACACGUGUGUUCCAAGACGAGGAACUUCUCUUCAGUCAGGAGCUACAAAAAGAUAAUGAUCCAGACGUAGACCUUUUUGCCAGUAAUAGUAAGAAAUCUGUAAGUUUUUUUGUUUUUUUUGAUCUUGUUACUUUUGUUGAAAUCGGAUCCAAAAUGUACUUUUCUUUCUUUGUUAUGUAUUAUAUGCAUUUUAUGUUAAAGUGGUUCAAAGAAAAGAAAACGGUAAUUAAAAAAGACAGUUUGGAUUCAUCCAAAGAACCCAGCAGUUUGAACAUAAUAAAGAAGGAGACGAUUGUAAAGGCAGAAGGUGGAGAGAAACCCGCAGUGCCACCACCAGUUAAAUCUAAAAGUCCCUCCACUCGGAUUGGGAAACUACAAGCAAAUUUGCACAUCAACCCAGCAGCAUUGUUACCAGGUGCAGUUCCUAAACAGUCUGGCCCGAAGCAUACUGUUCCAGAGACAGAUAUUUCAGGUUUACCUGUUGCGGAGAGCAGUCAAAGUUUGGAUGUUAGCAGAAAAAGUGUGGAAGGAGUAACCUUUGAGACCCCUGCACAGGUGGACACCCUUCAUAGUGCUAACAAGUCUCGUGCCAAGGUUUCUGGAAAGCGGAGACCUCCUACAAGAAUGGGCCGAAAACAUGCAUCCCAAGAUUCCGGUGGAGAUGUUAGCGAUUCAUCAGCAAUAUCUCCCACACAAGAUACAUUAUCUGAAGCAACACUUGCUCGGUCAAACUGGCAACUGGAUAAAGAGGGGCCUAUUCCCGGUAUGAAGCUGUCAUUCUCUGAGAAUGAUGUUCAGUCCAGAACAAAACCAAAAGCUCCUGUAAAUCCUCUCACCCCUGAUGUUAAAGAUUUCUUUGGUUCAGAUCUCUUUGGCAGUAGCUCAUUACCUGACCCGGUUACUUCCAGGCAGAAAGAAAACCUUCCUGUGAAUGAAGCUUUGAGCCAGCCUAGGGAAGAGGUUAAUAAACCUUCAUCUUCUGUCUUUGAUGGUGAUGGUAGUGAUGACGACCUCUUUAAAUCAGUCAAGGAAAAACACAAGAAGACUUUUAAACCCACAUCUCUGCUAGAUGAUGAUCCUGCCGAUCUCUUUGGAGCCCAAAAACCAGAGAAAAAAGUCGAAGUUCAGCCUGUUCCACCCAAAAACAUUAAGGCUACGGCAGAUAUAUUUGAGGAUGAUAUAUUUGCAGCAGAAGCCAUUAAGCCAGUGAAGAAGCCAAACGAGAAGAAAACUGCAUCUGAAGCAAAUCUGUUUGAUAAUUCAGAUAUUUUUGCUGAUCUCACACACAAACCGAAGGAGAAGAAAUCAAAAAAGAAAGUGGAGGCCAAGUCCAUAUUUGAUGAUGAUAUGGAUGAUAUAUUUUCAACCUCAGCCUCCAGCACGAAGAAAAGCAAACCAAAAGCCAAGUCCACUCCAACAUCGGAAACAAAGCAGGACACAAAAUUUUCCUCCAUGUUUGACGAUCCAUUAAAUGUUUUUGGUAAAUGAAGUAGAGCAACCCUUGCAGAGAGGCUGUUUGCUCAGUUUCAUGUUAAGGCUUAACAUACAAUACAUAAUUACAGUAGUCACUAUUGUACUUACAAGUUGAAGCAGGACAAAGUAACUGUUCUAGCUCUUUUGAAGCACUUAUGUCUGUGCCAAAUGUUCAUGCCUUGUUAACUAUGACUAGGAUAGGAUACUGCAGGCACAGAUACCUCUCUUCUUUGAGACAUUCCACUACCCAUGUACUCUGUACAGGUUACCUUACUUUAGUUGCACUGAUACUUUAGCAGAAUACAUUUUAUUACAAUUGUGACCCAGUUGGAUUUUAUACCUCUGAGCGCAGUUUUCUUGUUACUGAUGUGUUGUCACAGCACAACAGCAUUUUUGUUCUCUUGUUUGUAAAUUGCUUUUGAAAUGACAGCUAUAAAAAUAUGGAUUUUUCUUUUUUUUAAUGAUAAAGAUGGAAACUGGAAAACAUUGAUGACAUUGGAAAAUAAUUAGUUACACUAGAUUAGAUCUGAAGUUUUUAAUCUGCUUAUGUUCCCUCCUCCAUCAACAUGCUUUGAAAACCUUUACGUAAAAUCUGUUUUGAUUGCAUACAAAA
Molecule: messenger RNA, 4643 nt
Organism: Rana temporaria (common frog)
Lineage: Eukaryota; Metazoa; Chordata; Amphibia; Anura; Ranidae
Gene: WASHC2C
Product: WASH complex subunit 2C
Exons: 29
Coding region: 128-4045 (1305 amino acids)
Biological process (GO): retrograde transport, endosome to Golgi; protein localization to endosome
Cellular component (GO): early endosome; WASH complex
Molecular function (GO): phosphatidylinositol phosphate binding; retromer complex binding
Source: RefSeq, a predicted model, not a curated record